AUGGUCAACAGUGAACAAAUAGACCAGGCAAAGUCUCUGAAACAGGUAAGGUCCUCUCUCAUCUGAAUAUAAUCCAUAGUGAACAGAGUAUGUUGGAUGGGUAAGAACAUAUCCCCUUACCAAAAACCUACGUAAGACCCCUUCAUCCUUUUGCCACAUUCAUGGCCUGUUGAAUCCAUAUAAAGGUCCUUGGUCCCAUCAAAGAUGCUAGUAGAAAAACCACUGCCCUGACAGAAUGAACAUGAUUCAAGGUACUUUAUACCCCCUUCAGAGAGAAUGUAGGAUAUGAUCAAUAAUAAUAUGAUCAAUUUAAUAAAAUGACUAGAAAGAUAUUGGACGUAUCCUUUUGCUUGCAGUAGGUAUUUUGCUAGUAGUGCAAUUAGAGAAAAGAACUAUAGCCAUUGCUGGCUAAUUGUAUAGCUAUAUUGGUUCUGGGUAUUUUUAAUCUGUGUGUGUAUGUGUUUGUGUGUGUCUCUACUCAGUCUUGCAGGGUGUUGUGUGGACAGUGCUACUCUGGCCCUGUCUGCUCUCCUUGGGUGUCCCUCUGGAGUGUAAGGAUGAGCAGGGCAGCAUCACACGCUGUGCCUCCAUCUCCAAGGAGAAACUACUGGACCGGGUCAUCCAACACGCCGAGCUCAUCUACCGUGUCUCUGAGGAGUCCUGCACUCUGUUUGUGAGUACCACACAACUCCUUCGUUCUUCCGACAUUUCCAACGUACCUCCUCUAACAGUACCCAUUGAAGAAAUGUGUUCAUUCAUAUCUGUGUGCAUUAUAUGUGCCCUGUGUUUUGGGGAAGUCCUAUGGAAAUGCUGUAUAUACCCUACCAAUCCCUUUGCUAUGUGCUCCACCAAUAUAAUCAGCACCUUGUAGCUUCAAAGUAGUUUCCCAACUCUCCUCAGGCAAAUAAUGAUUUAUGGACGGUAUAGAAUCAAGACCAUACUGAUAAUGUUGUACUGUGCUGUGCAUUCAUAUUGGGGUUUUCAGUAGCAGGAAAGCCCAUACGGUUCCCUUCCAUACUGAGAGUAGGGAACCAGCAUCGGCUUUGAAAUGGAAACAUCAUGUAUCUUCUCGUUAUUGGGAAGACACUGCAUGAGGCCAACAGAUGAGAACACGUUGAAGAACAAAACACCAGCCGCUCUGCUUGUAGCUCAGUUGACAGACGGCUCGUCUCUAUUGGCUGGGGUUAGCCGAGCAUGAGUCAGUGUUUAUCUGCCAUGUUGUUCCUUGUUCCCUGUCUGUUUGAUACAUAGGAGGAGAUGUUUGUCCCUUUCCCCAUGCGCUCCCAGAGGAACCAGGCAGGAUACACGUGUGCCACCAAAGCCUUCGCCAUCCCAGGCUCCAAGAGCGAAAUCCAGCAGAUCUCGGUAAGCAGAAGGGAGCUGGACGCUCCACUGUUUCUCUCUCUCUCUCUCUCUCUCUCUCUCUCUCUCUCUCUCUCUCUCUCUCUCUCUCUCUCUCUCUCUCUCUCUCUCUCUCUCUCUCUCUCUCUCUCUCUCUCUCUCUCUCUCUCUCUCUCUCUAUCUCUAUGUGUUUAUUUGGGCUUUUGUCUUCAUUUCUGCCAAUAGAAAUGUCUUCCUUCAUUGAUUGUGUGUAUGAUUGUGGAACUCCACACACACACACACACACACACACACACACACACACACAGACACACACACACACACACACACACACACACACACACACACACACACAUACACACACGCCUGUGUGUGUAGCCCCAAAACACAAAACAGCAUUGGUGGUGCAUAGAAACAACUUGUCGCUUAACGUAUCAGUGAGUCUUCUGUCUCUGUAGUGCCAUUUUCUGUGGUAGAUUGUUUUGGCCGAUUGAACAUAAAUUAGGCCUAAUUAUUCAUGAGAAGUCUUGAAAAUGUCCCUUGCUACCACCAUUAUUAUUACUAUUAUUAUUAUUAAUAUUAUUAAUGUAUAUACACUACCGUUCAAAAGUUUUGGGUCACUUAGAAAUGUCCUUGUUUUCGAAAGAAAAACAAUUUAUUUGUCCAUUAAAAGAACAUCAAAUUGAUCCGAAAUACAGUGUAGACAUUGUUAAUGUUGUAAAUGGCUAUUUUAGCUGGAAACAGCAGAUUUUUUAUGGAAUAGCUACAUAGGCGUACAGAGGCCCAUUAUCAGCAACCAUCAGUCCUGUGUUCCUGUGCACGUUGUGUUUGCUCAUUAGAAAACCCUUUUGGAAUUAUUUUAGCACAGCUGAAAACUGUUGUGCUGAUUAAAGAAGCAAUACAACUGGCCUUCUUGAUACUAGUUGAGUAUCUGGAGCACCAGCAAUUGUGGGUUCGAUUACAGGCUCAAAAUGGCCAGAAACAAAUAACUUUCUUCUGAACUCGUCAAUCUAUUCUUGUUCUGAAAAAUGAAGGCUAUUCCAUGUGAGAAAUUGCCAAGAAACUGAAGAUCUCAUACAACGCUGUGUACAACUCCCUUCACAGAACAGCGCAAACUGGCAUAUUAAGAAAAACAUACACAUUCAUCAACAUAGAGGUCUCCGAUCAUUACUCUGAACUGACCAGGGGGGGCCAGAACAUCUAAUUGCAGAGAGCUCUGUAAGCUGUUCCACAUAAAGAAAAUAAAAAUAAAAUAAAAGCAGCUUUACCCAACUCUGUGGAGACCGAAAGGGCCUCCAGUGUUAUCCAAGACUGAGACCAGAUUUGGUCAUUUGUAAGUCUAAAUUGAAAUAAUGAUGACAGAUACAUAGGAAGUUUCUGCAUGAGUGCUUUGUAGAUAAACACAAGAAAAUGCUGCUCUCUCCUUACAUACGAAGAGGCCCAACCCACUUUUUGAAAGAAAACACAAAGGUGAGUUCUAUAACCAUCACCAGUAACAAUGGAAAACAGCAUCUAAGUGUAGAUGCUGCUGCAUGCAUAUAGAUAAUAUCCCUAUAAUCUAAAAUAGACAUAAAAAUUACCUGGACAAUUUCCUUCCUAUUAACAAAAGUCAUAGAUGCUUUGUUUCUGUAAAAGAAACCAACUUUGAACUUCAACUUCUUCACCAGCGGUGACAUGUUUUUUAAAUGACAGUUUGUCAUCAAGCCAGAUUAGAUUCAAUAGUUACCUCUGCAGUGCUUCAACAUCAGACUUCAAAUGUGAAAAGACUUGGCCAACCAAUGGAGCAAUGAAAUACAACACUGUAUCAUCUGCAUACAAAUUAAUAUAGUGUCUUCGGAAAGUAUUCAGACCCGUUGACAUUUUCCACAUUUUGUUACGUUACAGCCUUAUUCUAAAAUUGAUCAAACAUAAUACCCCAUAAUGACAAAGUAAAAACAGGUUUUUAGAUGUUUUUUAUGCAAAUGUGUAAAAUAAAAUAAAACGUAAAUAUUACAUUUACAUAAAUAUUCAGAUCCUUUAUUCAGUACUUUGUUGAAGCACCUUUGGCAGUUAUUACAACCUUGAAUCUUCUUGGGUAUGACACUACAAGCUUGGCACACCUGUAUUUGGGGAGUUUCUCCCAUUCUUCUCUGCAGAUCCUCUCAAGCUUUGUCAGGUUGGAUAGGGACCGUUGCUGCACAGCUAUUUUCAGGUCUCUCCAGAGAUGUUAGAUCGGGUUCAAGUCCGGGCUCUGGCUGGGCCACUCAAGGACAUUCAGAGACUUGUCCCAAAGCCACUCCUGCGUUGUCUUGGCUGUGUGCUUAGGGUCGUUGUCCUGUUGGAAGGUGAACCUUCGCCCCCAGUCUGAGGUCCUGAGUGCUCUGGAGCAGGAUUUCAUCAAGGACCUCUCUGUACAUCCCAACAGCAUGAUGCUGCCACCACCAUGCUUCACCGUAAGGAUGGUGCCAGGUUUCCUCCAGACGUGACGCUUGGCAUUCAGGCGAAAUAGUUCAAUCUUGGUUUCAUCAGACCAGAGAAUCUUGUUUCUCAUGGUUUGAGAGUCUUUAGGUGCCUUUUGGCAAACUCCAAGUGGGCUGUCAUGUGCCUUUUACUGAGGAGAGGCUUCCGUCUGGCCACUCUACCAUAAAGGUCUGAUUGGUGGAGUGCUGCAGAGAUGGUUGUCCUUCUGGAAGGUUCUCCCACCUCCACAGAGAAACUCUAGAGCUCUGUCAGAGUGACCAUCAGCUUCUUGGUCACAUCCCUGACCAAGGCCCUUUCUCCCCCGAUUGCUCAGUUUGGCUGGGUGGCCAGCUCAAGGAAAAGUCUUGAUGGUUCCAAACAUUGUCCAUUUAAGAAUGAUGGAGGCCACUGUGUUCUUGGGGACCUACAAUGCUGCAGAAAUGUUUUGGUACCCUUCCCCAGAUCUGUGCCUCAACAUAAUCCUGUCUUGGAGCUCUACGGACAAUUCCUUCGACCUCGUGGCUUGGUUUUUGCCACUGUGGGACCUUAUAUAGACGGGUGUGUGCCUUUCCAAAUCAUGUCCAAUCAAUUGAAUUUACCACAGGUGGACUCCAAUCAAGUUGUAGAAACAUCUCAAGGAUGAUCAAUGGAAACAGGAUGCACCUGAGCUCAAUUUCGAAUCUCAUAGUAAAGGGGUUGAAUACUUAUGUAAAUACAUAUUUUUCUAAAAUAUGUAUUUAAUACAUUUGCAAAAUGUUCUACAAACCUGUUUUUGCUUUGUCAUUAUGGGGUAUUGUGUGUAGAUUGCUGAGGAUUUGUAUUUAUUUAAUCCAUUGAAGAAUAAGGCUGUAACGUAUUAAAAUGUGGAAAAAGUCAAGGGGUUUGAAUACUUUCCAAAGACACUGUAUAUAAACGUCCAGGUCGGAAGAUUUGGCUUGCUCAAACAUGCAUCUCUAUAAUUAUUAUUCUACAAUGUACAAAUGGCAAGGGCAAUGCUGUGAGUUUGAAGCAUUGAGACGAUAAUUGUUCACUCCUGUAACUGCUAGCUGAAUACCAGAUCCCCUUCAGCUAAUUUCUGACCUCACAUUCUACACUGAAUGACAACAAGUUUAACUGAGUACAGAAAACCCCUUUCCUUGUACUUUUAACACUUGUUUCUGUCAGAUAUAUCAGUGACUUUACUGUUGAAGGUAUUGCCUCUGUGCCUCUGUGAUUUGAGGGUCAUUAUUUUUAGCUUAAUAGUUACAUGACUAUACUAAAACUGCACAAUAGCACAAAUUCAAAUCAAUCCUUUCUAAUAUACAGUACUGUUCAAUACACAAUAGUCACAAGUCACAAUACUCAAACUGUACUCCUUAACAUAAACUGUGUUGUGCAGGACAAGUGGCUCCUCCACUCUGUCCUAAUGCUGGUCAAGUCCUGGAUUGAGCCAUUGGUGUACCUGCAAACCACCUUAGAUCGCUAUGACGACGCCCCCGACACUCUACUCAACAAGACCAAAUGGGUGUCAGAAAAACUCCUUAGUUUGGAGCAAGGAGUGGUGGUCCUCAUCAGGAAGGUACUUCAGCAUCAGCAGUUACUCUAAUACUUGUAGCUUUUAGGCAUUUUCUCCUUUAGACCAAUGCAUUUUCACACAAUGCAAAUCCAUUAGCACUAAUUUGCUCACAUCUCUUUCUCCUCUAUGUAUGCCUAAUUUCCUUGACUUCACCUCUCUCUCUCUCUCUCUCUCUCUCUCUCUCUCUCUCUCUCUCUCUCUCUCUCUCUCUCUCUCUCUCUCUCUCUCUCUCUCUCUCUCUCUCUCUCCCCAUCCCCCUGUCUAUUCUGUCCUGUCCUUCCUGUUUACUAUAGAUGCUGGACGACGAUAUGCUGACCACCUCCUACUACGAGCAGGUUGUGGCUCCGUAUGACCUGCAGCCUGAGGUGCUGGAGUCAGUUCUGAGGGACUACACUCUCCUCAGCUGCUUCAAGAAGGACGCCCACAAGAUGGAGACCUUCCUCAAGCUCCUCAAGUGUCGCCAGACUGACAAAUACAGCUGUUUCCAUUACUAG
Messenger RNA from Coregonus sp. 'balchen', 5829 nucleotides. The record is from the annotation of a GenBank genome assembly. NCBI's taxonomy places the organism in Eukaryota, Metazoa, Chordata, Actinopteri, Salmoniformes, Salmonidae.